AUGACGAAGAUGACGAAGGCCACAGGCAAGCGCGUCCCAGGCGCGCACGCGCUGCUUGCUCUGGCCGCCGCGACCAACACUGAGACCAACUCCAACUCCCUGCGGUCUCUCAAGCGUGAGGCGGCGGAGAAGGCCCGCGCUGCUCGCGCCGCGCGUCGUCAGUGCACAAAGGCGGUGCGCACUGGAGCUGCCAAGCGCGCGAUGAAGAGAAUCGCAGCCUCGACCCCAGACAAGCCGGCCAGUGCCAAGGACGUCCUUGUCGCGGCAGCGCUGAUAGAGAAGCGGAGUCGGCUGGAGCUGGCGAAAGUUAGCGCUGCGGCGGCUCAGGGGCGGGUGGGCUCGGCGGCGGUGCUGCGUUCAUGA
This is a messenger RNA of Emiliania huxleyi CCMP1516, 363 nucleotides long. RefSeq lists its product as hypothetical. The record is from RefSeq and is a predicted model, not a curated record. The coding region runs from base 1 to 363 and encodes 120 amino acids. NCBI's taxonomy places the organism in Eukaryota, Haptophyta, Isochrysidales, Noelaerhabdaceae. The transcript has a single exon.